Molecule: messenger RNA, 3000 nt
Organism: Budorcas taxicolor (takin)
Lineage: Eukaryota; Metazoa; Chordata; Mammalia; Artiodactyla; Bovidae
Gene: DDIAS
Product: DNA damage induced apoptosis suppressor
Exons: 4
Coding region: 1-3000 (999 amino acids)
Biological process (GO): negative regulation of intrinsic apoptotic signaling pathway in response to DNA damage
Cellular component (GO): cytoplasm; nucleus
Source: RefSeq, a predicted model, not a curated record
AUGAAUAGAAGAAGAAAAUUUCUUCUUGCCUCAGUUCUUGCUCUCCAGAAUUCUAGUUUUAUAUAUCCUUCAUGUCAAAAGUGCUUUUCUCGGAUAAUCCUGGUCUCCAAAAGGUCUAACUGUCCAAAAUGUGGCUCUACUGGUGAAGCUGAAAAUGCCAUUUACAGAUACAAGCUUUCCUUAAAAGUUGCAGAAUCAAACAAAUUAUUUGGCAUUACUGUGUUUGGAAGCUGCUUAGAUGCAUUUUUUGGUCUCACGGCCACUGGUUUGCACAGGUACAUUCAGGAUCCCAGUGAAAUUCCAGAAACUCUGGGCAGUGAUACAACUCAAAACCUAUUAACUAAAGCAGUGGAAACUUGCUUUGUUGGACAAAACUUUGUUUUUGGAGUGACGAAUUUUGAAAACCAGCAUGGAAAUGGUUCAGGUUCCAGUAACUUCUCAGAGCAGUGCUCAGACCACAAGAGAGUAGUUAAAGCACUCAUAGCUUGCCAGAUCAUUCCACCAGACCCAAGUGUUGUAGGCUUCACUGUCAUUGACUAUUUCCGUCGGCUUUUGCAGCUUUCUGCUGUCAGGAAACUUCACUGUGGCUCCCAGACACCUAAUAGCCACUUACUUGCUUUAGAAAGUUCGAAUAGUGAUCUCAGCAACUUAUGCGGCCCUGACAGCCGUUCUUGUUUUGAGCCCCAUGACAAAGAUUAUUUUCCAGGAUUCUGGCAGCUAUCACUAGAACUCACUUCUGUUGUUUCACAACUAACAGAUGAUGGUUUUUCAGCUUCAGAACAAAGCAAGGCCAUUGGUACUCUUCACCAGAACAGAAAGUGCAUCUCCUCUGCAGAGGCCACUGGUUCCAAUAGCUGCCUUGAUACCAUUCAGGGUUCAUGGAGCCUUGUUUCACAUAUGGACAAAAAGAGUUCAGCACAAAAGUUAGAUGAAGAACCUGGCCUACAGGCUAAUCAGCCAAGUGCAGUUCAUAGCAAUCAUCAUGAAAUUGGAGUUCCUGACUCUAACUUAUUCCCUAUGAAAGUACAGGAGCGAUUUGAACCGAGGAAUACAAAAUCCUUCCACAGUGCAGUGGAAGUUACAUAUUCUCAGCAUGAGAUAACAUGUCACCAGAAUCAGGAGGUAGAUACCCCCACCACCUUUCAGCAGAGAUGUAUGUGUUAUCCAUCUUCAUCACUCAGACUUGAGAAAAUAGCCAGUGGUUCCCAGGACUGUGACCUCGAAAUCUGGGAUGACCUGCCACUCUCUGAAAGCCUUAACAAAUUUCUGGCAGCUAUCGAAAGUGAAAUCGCUAUAAACCAGACAGAUGCCAGUAGCAGGAAAUGUUGUCUAGAUAAUGACAUCAGUAAACUACAUGUGGACCACAGCAGGUUAUCAUUGACUCCACAAAGAACCCCUGGAGCCUUGCAUACACCACAUAUAGCCUUAAGGUCACCACCAGCAACAGUCAAAGCAAACUCCAGCAGAGAUAACUUCCUUUCCAACCAUGAAGCAAAUCCAAGUCCUAGCGUUCAUAAGGAAUCACAGCCAGAGAACAGAGCAGAGGCUCUCUCAUUUAGUGGUAAUAAAAGAGAUAUUUCUGAACAUUCUCUACCAAAUGUUCAUCUGUCAGUUCUGUUUCCAUCUUCAAAAGGCUCAGGCACAACAGUUGCUCUUAAGUCUAUGAGAAUUCUACCACGUGAGACUGAAAUUUCAUGUAAGCACAAUACUUCAGAGGCUGACCAUUCUUGUCUCAGCAGCAAAUAUAAUAAUGGAUGUGGAGAAAAAUCACUUUCAGAAAUGAGUGAAAAGUUGACAACUUUGCAUUCUAGGAGGUAUAAUGUUGUUUCCAACUUUCCCAGCUUAGAAAAUAAACAAUACUGUAGGUGGCCAAAGAAUCAGGGCAACAGUUUGACAAUUUGCAGGAAACUCACAUAUCCUUUAGAAGCUCUUCACAGUACUCCAGACAGAAGUAUGAAUACAUUGAGAGCAAUGCUUUAUGAACACACUGGUAAUAACCUAACACAGAACUGUUCUACUGGUCAUGAAGGCAAUUACAGUGCUUCUGUGGAUCUCUUUGAUGAUAGUCCUAAAGAGAUGGACAUUGUAACAGACAUGACCAAAAGGUCACAGGAUGUUUUAUUACAGUGGGGAAAGUCUUUGGCAGAAAGUCAUCAUAUAGAAUCUGAUUUUUCACUGAGAUCACUUUCUGAAAAUUCCAGCCAGUCAUCACAAAAAUUAUUCUUGGAAAACACAUCUGCCUCUCUCUAUCCAAGAACCUGUCCCUCUCCACCUCAUUUUCAGUCAGAUUCAGAAUAUGAUUUUGAAUAUAGCCAAGACUUUGUUCCAUGUUCACAGUCAACUCCAGUUACUGGAUUCCACCAAAGUAGGAUUCAUGGGAUGAAAGGAGCUUUCCAAAAAUUACCUGCUUUUUAUUUGGACCUUGAUGCCAACUAUAAAAAAACAAGGAUUUCCUCUGCAAAUGACGCACAGCAAGCCACCCCUAUCUGUCAAAAAAAUAUAAAGACACCUAGCCAGAAAUCCAGAAGCCCUACUGUAUCUGGUAUUACACCACCAGAGAUCUCCAACAACCAUCCUGUCACUGAAUGCCUUGAAACUGAUGCUGACGAAUGGGUCCCUCCUACCACACAAAAAGUGUUUCCUUCAGAAAUGCUUGGAUUCCGGGCCAUGGGUCUAAAGAAAUGCCAUGCUGCUUAUAAUUCUCCUGAUCAAAAUGAGUUACCAAGAAAAAAACUGAAAUAUGUAAAGCAAAGAACUGGUAAAUGCUUAAUUAAGAGAGAGUUAAAUUUAAAGAAUAUGCUUACAGCAGCAGUUAUAAAACAGAAAACUCCUGACUGUAACAAUAUAAGGUCAGGCUGGAUUUCUAAAGAGUCAGUUUUGGGACGUGGUUCUUGUGCGGAAGUCAAACGUUGCCUCCCGUUUUCAGAAAAUUGGUCACCUUCAGCACAUGAAGCUAAAAGUGCUUGGUCUCCUGAAUUGUUCUCACAAAAUGUCACCUAA